Messenger RNA from Saccostrea cuccullata (small rock oyster), 1483 nucleotides. RefSeq lists its product as uncharacterized. The record is from RefSeq and is a predicted model, not a curated record. The transcript is spliced from 3 exons. Gene Ontology annotation, biological process: regulation of apoptotic process. Bases 133 to 1452 code for a protein of 439 amino acids. Lineage: Eukaryota; Metazoa; Mollusca; Bivalvia; Ostreida; Ostreidae.
UAUACCUUCCGGAUCUUGGUUCGUUGGUGUGUAUAAAGUAUGUCAUUGCAUAUAAAUACUGUAAAGAGGAAGCCUAUUAAAACAGUCGUGUUUUUAUGAAGGCAGAGUGCAUUGCUUUUUUCCGCGUUAAACAUGGCUAUCGCGGUACAUCUCCAAAAAAUUUAUGAAAAGCUUGAAUGCAUGGAAGAAAAGUUGAUAAGAAUACUUUCCUUCGAGGAGAAAUUGGAAAAGAUUUUGAACAUCACGGAAUUCCUUCGUGGAUACCGGCCUUGUAAGGAUGGAACUGAAGACAGCUGUCAGAAAAAGAGACACAACUUCAAAGCAAAUGGAAAACUGGAUUACAACCAACAAAAUUUUGAGAAGAAGAAAAGAUAUAUGCCCGAUUUCCAUGUCAAAGUUUUACAGAAGAACCACAAAGUGCUUGUCAAUGAACUGUGUAUUCGAGGGCACGUUAUUGACGAUCUUAUUGAAAACGAGGCCAUAUAUCAAUCAGAUCAGGAAGCCAUAAUGUCAUGCAGCUCUCAGAAGGAUCAAAUCAGGAAUCUUCUGAUGUGUCUUUCUCAUUACGGCGAGGAUAACUUUCUGAAGUUCGUAACCGCGCUAGAUUCAGAACGGCCAGAUCUCGCCCAAAAUCUCCAGAGCGACUACCAAAGACAAAAGUCUGAACAUUCAGAGGAGAACGUACCGUGUCUAAGAUGCUGCAUUUACCAUCAAGUGGAUAUCAAAGACGCGGUUGAUGACCUCUAUACCGAGGGUCUUGUAGAUGAAUCAUUCUUGCAACGAGCGGUUGGGACCUUUUGUCGUCAUGAUAGAAAACAUCUUUGGAAUGAGGUCUUCUCAAAAAUGCAAUAUGCUUCAGCUGAAGAUCAAGAUAAGUAUUGCGAGGCAUUGCAAAAUGUUAUUCAAAGGAAAUACAUGAGUAUUUUUUCUAACUUUUCUGAUUUUGACUGUAACGAACACACAGUGAAAUGCAUUUGUAAAGAAAAACAGAAUGCUGAACACAUUUCUUCUGACCAAGACAGUUCGGAGCAAACAGCGACUUCGUCAAUAGACGCUCGAGAAGCUUCUAUGGGAAUGGAACAAAGCCAGUUAAAAAAAUCCCAACCUUCUAACUCAAUCCCCGAAGUUCGCCGUAGACCAAAGCUAAGAAAGAGGCGAAAUGGGGAUGUCAAAACUAAGAGCAAAACGGCCAAUCUUCUUAUCGCAAAUGUGUUACACCACUGGUACAAAACCUUCCAGCACCAACAAAAUAAAGACCAGUCAAGUACAGAUUCAAGCUUUGGGCUCAGUGAGGACGCACGGUACCGUUGUUUUAUUCGGGGGCAUGAUGGGAAUUUUCAGAAAGCGUGUUUUUGUAAGUACCGAACUGAUAGCUGCUUUGCGUCCAGUGAAAUGAAUUCAACCGAUUUUUCCCAGGAAUCGAAAGAUGAAGAUUUAACAACAUCUAAAUAGAAUACAUUUCAAUGCUCACACAUGUACAAGU